This is a messenger RNA of Erythranthe guttata (spotted monkey flower), 837 nucleotides long. Lineage: Eukaryota; Viridiplantae; Streptophyta; Magnoliopsida; Lamiales; Phrymaceae. The record is from RefSeq and is a predicted model, not a curated record.
AUGGUGCAUGGAAUAAUGGAGGUUUUGAGAGAAGUAAAAGACCAUAAAAACCUAAGAUGGGUUGUAAUGGGAGACGACGAUUCGGCUUUUGGUGGUGGCGGAAUUAUGUUGAGUUAUCCGUUGGCGAAAGCGUUGGCCGGAGAUAUGGAGAAUUGUUUGAAACGAUACGUGUUUUUAAAUUCCGCUGAUAACACAACAAAGGCUUGUAUUGCAGAUAUUGGAGUUAAUCUCUCACCCCAGAGAGGGAAUCACCAGAUCGAUUUCCGUGGCGAUAUUUCAGGUUUCUUAUCGACCCACUCACUAACGCCGUUACUCUCCCUUCACCAUUUCGACAUGGUGGACCCAAUCUUCCCAGCCAAGGACCGUUUCGAGUCCACGCGCCACCUCAUGACGGCGGCGAAAGCCGACCAGUCAAGGAUGCUGCAGCAAACGAUCUGCUACAACCGCCGGAAUAACUGGUCCUUCUCCAUUUCUUGGGGCUACUCAGCGCAGAUUUACGAGAGAAUAAUGCACCGGAGCUAUUUAUUAAUGCCAAUCGAAACGUUCACGCCGUGGUUAGAGACGCCGAAUCCGCCGGCGUAUAUGUUCAAUACCAGAGGCCGCUCCGGCGAUCCCUGCGAAGCUCCUCACGCUUUCUUCUUCCAAUCAGUCGAGAGAACAACGGCGGCUGAGGACGGCGGCGGAGGAAUUAUCACCACCUACUCUCGGGCGUGGCCGCGCGGCCUUCCGGCGUGUUUGACAAGUGGCAAUCAUUCUGCGGACUUUAUUCACACAAUUCGAGUCUUUUCGCCGGACACCAAACGCACUACGGUUAGUUCGAUUAAACUUUUAAACUGA